Neofelis nebulosa (Clouded leopard) is the source of this 462-nucleotide messenger RNA. RefSeq names its product large ribosomal subunit protein uL24-like. The record is from RefSeq and is a predicted model, not a curated record. The transcript has a single exon. NCBI's taxonomy places the organism in Eukaryota, Metazoa, Chordata, Mammalia, Carnivora, Felidae. Gene Ontology annotation, molecular function: structural constituent of ribosome; RNA binding. Gene Ontology annotation, cellular component: cytosolic large ribosomal subunit. Gene Ontology annotation, biological process: ribosomal large subunit biogenesis; cytoplasmic translation.
UCUUCCCUUCUGCAGCCAGCCACCGCUGAAGAGCCAGCAGCCAAAAUGAAGCUCCAACUCCUUGUGACUUCCGACCCAAGCAAGAACCAUAAAAGGCAUCCCAAAGCACCUUCCCACAUUCGCAGAAAGAUUAGGUCUUCCCCUCUUUCCCAAGAGCUGAGACAGAAGUACAACGUUCGAUCCAUGCCCCUCCAAAAGGAUGCUGAAGUAUAGGUUGUGCAAUGACACUACAAAGGUCAGCAGACUGGCAAAGGAGUCCAGGUUUACAGGAAGAAACGGGACAUGUGCAUUGAGCAGGCACAGCGAAAGAAGGUGGGCCUUCACCCUGGAAAGUUGGGUAUCACUAGACUAAAACUGGACAAAGACCACAAAGAGAUCCUUGAAUGUAAAGGCAAGUCUUGCCAAGUAGGAAAGGAAAAGGGCAAAUAUAAGGAAGAAACCAUUGAGAAGAUACAGGAAUAA